AUGGGAUAUAAAGAGCAGCUGUCGCUUCACAAGGCAAGAGGAGAGAGGAACACCAACCAACAGCAUACGAUACCAAUAACCCCCAUCCAAGAUGAGGCGAGCCAGCCGCGGAGGGGACGAGACCGCUACUCCCCAUCAGAACGGAGUGUCUGGGGGGUAGAGGAGGCAGCGGAGGGGACGAGACCGCUACUCCCCAUCAGAACGGAGUGUCUGGGGGUAGAGGAGGCAGCGGAGGGGACGAGACCGCUACUCCCCAUCAGAACGGUGUGUCUGGGGGUAGAGGAGGCCGCGGAGGGGACGAGACCGCUACUCCCCAUCAGAACGGUGUGUCUGGGGGUAGAGGAGGGAGCGGAGGGGACGAGACCGCUACUCCCCAUCAGAACGGUGUGUCUGGGGGUAGAGGAGGGAGCGGAGGGGACGAGACCGCUACUCCCCAUCAGAACGGAGUGUCUGGGGGUAGAGGAGGCAGCGGUGGCGGCAGGCGGCGGUGGUGAUGAUGAUGAUGAUGAGGCCGGGUGCAGCCCAGCAGACAUGCAGGAUGAGGACAAUGAUCCGGCACGGAGGAGAGAGAUCAGGAGCAAAUACAGGGACCUCAUCAACUCUGUUCAACAGAACAGAGAGGACAUGUUGAGUCCCACCAACAACAAACUGACAGACGUGUUGGAGGAGGCCAACAAACUGUUUGCAGAAGUCCGUCAGGCCCGUGAAGCAGCUCUCGACGCCCAUCUCCUGGUGCUGGCUACAGACCUGGGGAAGGAGAAGGCCAGCCAGCUACACGCUGAGGGAUCAGCCUUCGAUCCCUCAGCCUUCGCUGAACACCUGUUGUCGUUCAUGGGUUUGAAUCGCCUGGAGGAUGAAGAUGAGGAGGAGGAGGGUGGCGCGAGCGGUGGCUACCUCCCCCAGGACUCGUGGCAGAGGGUGGCUAAUAGAGCUCAACGCUGCUUCAGGACUGCUCCGUCCUUCCACUACAUGAUGGGAUCGUUCCUGGCUGAGCUGCCUUCACCUCGCCAGAGGGUAGAGAGACAGAGGAAAGCCCCCAGCAAGGAAGUCAAGAGGAUCAUGCCAACUCAGGUCUCCGCUUUAACACUGACCCCAACCUGACUGUACUGUAGGAGUCACCCCUUUGUCAUACUGUUGUUUGACCCCAACCUGACUAAUGACUCCUGUAUUCUCUUGUCACGUUGUCUUUUCAAGCACGCUUCCAGGGAUAGAAAUGAAGCUAGACCGCUAGCCUGAGGCUAGUACCGUUCAGACCGGGCUAGUAGAAAAUGUCUCAUAGCACUGAUCUUAGACCUGGGAUCUACUAGCCUGGCUUGCCAGUGCACAAAAUCCUUAAGUUCCAGCAAUUCUAGUUGAUGACCAGCCCAGCCCAGUACAGUUUGGCUUGGCUUGGCUUGGCUCGACCCUUCUCUGUUUUACAUAAAGUAGCUUUGCAAUAGGGUUUUUGAUAAGGAGAUCAGUUUGAUCAGCGAUCAGCCUGGAUGUACAGUACCAGUCAAAAGUUAGGACAC
Salmo salar (Atlantic salmon) is the source of this 1511-nucleotide messenger RNA. RefSeq names its product non-structural maintenance of chromosomes element 4 homolog A. Gene Ontology annotation, biological process: DNA repair. Lineage: Eukaryota; Metazoa; Chordata; Actinopteri; Salmoniformes; Salmonidae. Gene Ontology annotation, cellular component: nucleus; Smc5-Smc6 complex. The record is from RefSeq and is a predicted model, not a curated record.